Messenger RNA from Brassicogethes aeneus, 2403 nucleotides. Lineage: Eukaryota; Metazoa; Arthropoda; Insecta; Coleoptera; Nitidulidae. The record is from the annotation of a GenBank genome assembly.
UUUUUUCAACUUAACCUACAAAUUCACAAUGUCCAAAAUAUUCGAUCAUGAUUUAGACGAAGAAUUUAAUUUUAAGCCUAACAAUGAGUACGCCAAAAACUACGAUAAUUGGCGUAAAAAAGAGGAAUUAAACAGACUAAAAACCAAAUAUGGGGAGGAAAAUGUUAAUUUAGACGCUGAUGGAUCAUCUAGUUCUUCUGAAGACGAUGAAGAUGGUGUAGAAUUAACUAAAGAAGUCGAGAAAGAGUUUUAUAAAACCUUAUCUUGUUUAAAAAACAAAGAUCCUAGAAUAUACGAUGAAAACGUUAAGUUUUUCCAUGAUAAAAAUGAAACUGCAAGGAAAGAUAAGAAGAGGAAAGAGCAACCAGUGUUUCUUAAGGAUUACGAACGUAAUAUAAUCUUGGAAAAGGGUGGGAAAUUAAGUGACAGUGAAGAUGAAAAUGAAGAUAAUCGUCCUCAAUCACCAACAUAUGUAGAAGAACAAAAGAAGAUUAAAGAGAAUCUGAAAAAGGCUCUUGAUGGGGUUGAGGGAGAAGAUGACGAAAAUUGGGGUGGUUUAUUCCAGAAAAGGGUUAAAAGCAAGGAAGAAAUAACUAAGAAUGAUGAAGAUUUUAAGGAAUGGCUUGUAGGACAAAAGAAGCAAUUGAAUGAUAAAGCAACUGAAUCUGAGUUAAAACCAUUGAAGGAAUAUUGGAAUAAUCCUAAAUUGGAUAAGGGGGAACAGUUUUUAGAGAAUGAAGAUGAAAAUUAUAUCCCAACAUAUGAUGAAAUUGUCCAUUCUGAUGCUUCAUUAUCUGGUGAUGAGGAAGCCAUAGAAAAGCAGGAAGAGUUUGAGCACAAAUAUAAUUUCAGAUUUGAAGAACCAGAUCAGGAUUUUAUCAAAAGGUAUCCAAGAACAAUGGAGAACUCCCUGAGGUGGAAAGAUGAUAAAAGGUCUGUCAAAAGGCAAGAAACAAAAGAAAGAAAAGUAAAAGAGAAGGAAGAAAAAAUGAAAGACAUUAAGAAACUUCAAGAGUUAAAGCGCAAGGAAAUUGAAGAAAAAAUCGAAAAAUUAAAGGAAAUAACUGGUAAUACAGAUGUGGGUUUUCAAGAUGAUGACUUAGAUGGUGAUUUUGAUCCUGAAGCUCAUGAUAGAAGAAUGCAGGCUUUGUUUGAUAAUGAGUUUUAUGAAGGGGCUGAAGAUGAUCAAAAACCAGAGUUCCCUGAUUUGGACGAGGAACUAGAAAUUGAAAGAUGGGAUAGAUUUGAAGAAACUGACAAUGGAGAUAAUCUUCCACAUUGUGAAGAUGAAAAUUUUAAUAUGGAUUGUGACUAUGAUCCAAAUCAGUCAACUCAGGAUGAACUGAUGGAAAAUUCCAAAGGCAAAAAGAAGAAGAAAAGAAAAUCCAAAUUCGCUGAAGCCGUCAGUAAACCAAAACCAAAAUUCGAUCCAAAUGACAAAACUUACCAAAAAUACCUUGACGAAUACUAUGCUCUAGAUUGUGAGGAUAUUAUUGGAGACAUACCAUGUAGAUUUAAGUAUAGAAAAGUGGUUCCAAAUGAUUUUGGACUCACAACAGAAGAGAUUCUUAUGGCAAAGGACCGCGAAUUAAACAAGUGGUGCUCAUUGAAAAAAACAGUGCAAAUAAGACCUGACCACAUAGAAAAAUACGAUCAAAUUGCGUUUUCCAAAAAAGCUCAAAAUGUUGGCUUGAAGAAAAAAUUGUUACCCAGUUUGUUUGACGAAGAUAAAGAAGCACCAAGUACUUCAAAUGCUUCAGAAGAAACUAGUGAAAAUGAUAAGAGAAAACCAAGUAAGAUUAAUGGACCACUUGAAGAAAAAAUUGAUGAUGUUGGUAGUUCAAAAAUACCAGCAGAAAAAGAUGUGGUAGGAAAGAAGAAAGGCAAAGAGAAGCAAACUAAUGAAGACAUUACCAGUGGUUCAACUAAAUCAGAAGAAAUUAAUGAAGAUAAACAGGUUAGUGGUAAGAAGAAUAAGAGAAAGAUUAAGGAAGUGGUACUACAUGAAGAUACAGAGAUUAAAGAGAAUAAAAUUGAGCAAAUAAGUAAAGAAAAACCAGGUAAAACAAUAUCUUCACCUAAUAAAAAAAACAAGAAAAAGAAGAAAAAACAAAAGAAACCUACAGAAAAUUCUACUGAAGUGUCCACCACUACUGAAAAUGAUGGUAAAAGUACUAAAAACAUGAAUGCCAAUAAAAGAAAAAGAAAUAAUACCGAAAAUGGUAAACAGAAUAAGAAAUUUAAGAAAAAUAAUAAAAAUGAAAAAGAUAUUGGUAUUUCUGACGCCAGGUUACAAGCUUAUGGUAUAAAACCUAAAAAGUUUAAGAAUAAGUUAAAAUAUGGAAAUAAGAAUAGUAAUUAAGAAUUAAAUGUAUAUUAUUUUAUUAAAUUGUUAAGAAAAAA